Entelurus aequoreus (snake pipefish) is the source of this 3410-nucleotide messenger RNA. RefSeq names its product zinc finger protein ZFP2-like. Lineage: Eukaryota; Metazoa; Chordata; Actinopteri; Syngnathiformes; Syngnathidae. The transcript has 3 exons. The record is from RefSeq and is a predicted model, not a curated record. Gene Ontology annotation, cellular component: nucleus. The coding region runs from base 221 to 2416 and encodes 731 amino acids.
ACAUGCGCAGAACCGACCGUACUUCCGGUAGUGAAAGGCCAGGUGGCGAGCAAGAUGGCGGACUGAGUGGCUGUAGCGUCCCCGUUUGUAAAUGACCACAUAACUGCAAAUGUAGAAACAAAUACAUACAUUAUUCGUCUUUUCUUAAGCCCACCAAAUGGAAAUUGAGUGUGGAGCGAUGGAGUGUUACCUGAAGUGAAGAUUGAAGACGUGAUAGAAGAUGGCCGACUACUGCUAUGCUAGGAUGGCGACGUCCGCUAAAAGAGAACAUGAAGGAGAAUCUGCGCCUCCAACGGAGAUAAAGACGAAAACUGCAGUUAAAGAUGAGCGAGUGGAAGUUUCCAAUAACGUCAUUUUGGAGACUAUCGUGAGCCCUCAAAAGAGCGUUGAUGAGACAUUAGCCGACUUUGUUGAAGAAUGUAAAGAAAGAGUCGCCAUGAUUGUUAGCUUGAAGAAGGCAGUGGAGUUCACAUCAGAGGAGAUGAAAGAAUGCAAAAGUCAAAUGAAGAAAGUGGAAGAGCAAAACAAGCGCUUGUGUCAAAAAAAGAGUGAAGAAGAGAAGACUGGACCACAUGUCUACAUCAACGUGCAGAGGAUUGGAGAAGAACUUCCCCCUCAGUUAGGGGGGAGCUCCAUUUUGAAGCAGAAGACUAUACAGCCCCCCCACAUAAAAAAGGAAGAGGAGGAACUCUGCAUCACUCAGGAGGGAGAGUGUCUUCUAGGACGAGAGGAAGCUGAUUACACAGACUUUCCACUGACUGUUGUCUCUGUGAAGAUUGAAGAUGAUGAAGAGAAACCACAAGGAGACAACCUCUUAGCUCCACUCUCAGAUAGUGAGGCUGAAGACGAGGUUGAAGAACCUUUGAGCAGCGAUACAGACUGUGAAGAUGAUAUGAGGACUCACACUGACAACAAACACUCUGGAUGCUCUAAAAAGAACAGAGACAUCCAGCAGCUGAUUGGUCAUCCAGUAGAAUUCCCGCCUCAGCUGCAGGGAGGGGAUUCCACUUUGAAGCAGGAGACUUCACAACCACCCCACAUUAAAAAGGAAGAGGAGGAACUCUGGCUCACUCAGGAGGGAGAGUGUCUUCUUGGGUUGGCGGAAGCUGAUCUCACCAAGUUUCCACUGACUGUUGUCUCUGUGAAGACUGAAGAUGAUGAAGAGAAACCACAACCAGACAACUUCUUAGCUCCACUAUCAGAUAGUGAGGCUGAAGACGAGGUUGAAGUAACUUUGAGCAGCGAUACAGACUGUGAAGGUGAUAUGAGGACUCACACUGACAACAAACACUCUGAAUGCUCUAAAAAGAAGAGAGGUAAAACAUGUUUGAGUUGCUCAGUUUGUGCUAAAAUCUUUAUAAAAAAGAGCCUUUUAGCUGAACACAUGAGAACACACACAGGAGAAAAACCAUUUAAAUGUUCAGUGUGCGGUAAUACCUUCUCCCAAAAGAGCAGUUUGACUCAACAUAUGAGAAAACACAAUGGAGAAAAACCAUUUAAAUGUUCAGUUUGCGUUAAAGGUUUUACAAAAAAGUGCCAUUUGUCUCAACAUAUGAAAAAGCACACAGGAGAAAAGGCAUAUAUUUGUUCAGUUUGUGGUAAAAGCUUUGGUUCCAGUUCAGGUUUGACUCAACACAUAAUAACACACAAUGAGCAAAAAACAUUUAGUUGCUCCGUUUGUGGUAAAAGCUUCUUUCAAAAGACCAAUUUAAAUCAACACAUGAGAAUACACACAGGAGAGAAACCAUUUAAAUGUUCAAUAUGUGGUAAAAGUUUUUCUCAAAAUAGCAGUUUGACUGAACACACCAGAAUACACACAGGAGAAAAACCAUUCAAUUGCUCAGUGUGCGGCAAAAGCUUUUCUCAAAAGAGCAGUUUGACUCAACACAUGAGAAUACACACAGGAGAAAAACCAUUUAAAUGUUCAGUGUGUGGUAAAACAUUUACCAAAAAGUGCCAUUUGACUGAACACGUGAGAACACACACAAUUAUAAAAAUGUUUAAUUGCUCAGUUUGUGAUGAUAGCUUUUGUAAAAAGUACCAUUUGACUGAACACAUGAAAACACACACUGGAGGAAAAACAUUCCAUUGUUCAGUUUGUGGCCAAAUCUUUGUAUCCAAGCAAGGUUUGACUCGACACAUAAUGACACACACUGGAUUAAAACCAUAUAAUUGUUCAGUUUGUGGCAAAAGCUUUGCUUUAAAAACCAAUAUGACUCGACACCUGAGAACACACACUGGAGAAAAACCAUUUAAUUGUUCAGUUUGUUUGAAAAGCUUUUUUUCCGGAGAUGGUUUGAACCGGCAUAUAUGGAAUUUUAAACAGAAUAAAACAUUUAGUUGUUCAGUUUGUGGUCAAAUAUUACAUCAUAAUGCAGACGCAGUAAAACACAUAAGAACACACAAAGGAGAAUAACCGAUUAUAUGUUAAGUUUCUGGUAUGUUGUUCAUAUGUGGCAACAUCCACCCAAAUCCAGGACCUCCUCAAAAUAAGUUCACUAUUUCUUUCACAAAUAUCUGAGGUCUUCGUACAAAUGGGAAUUUUCUGGAGCAGACGAGACACACAUGAUGAUUUUAGCUGGGGAGGAAUCGUAGUCUUCUUCAGUUAUGUUUUUACCGCCUCCUGAAUGUCUGACUUUGAACACCAACAACAUGAAUCGAUCUGCCUGAAACUGCACCUUCCAGGUGUUCAUGUGUUAAUGAUUCGAUGUACAAUGUAAAAUCUGAGCAUAUUGACACUAUCCAAGAACUCCAUCCAAAGUCGGAAAUUAUUGUUCUUGGAGAUCUGAAUGCCCAUCAUGAAGACUGUCUGGGAAGUAAAAAGACUGACGCUCAUGGGCAAUGUGUUCAUGAGUUGGUUUUACUCAUGAUCCUGCAAGGAUUGGGAAGGAUAAAAAUUGCCACAAACGCCAAAACAAGCGUAGGUAGUCCGACUUUGUACUUGAAAUCAAAAUCUGAAUACCAGAGAACCAAUUAGACCACUGCUGUUCCUCCAUUAGUAAAUAAUGAACAGACUUUCAGCGAGACAAAAGACAAGACUGAGCUUCUAACCACAUUUGCAGCUCAUGUCCAUCUUGGUGUUAAUGGUAAGAAACUCCACAAGUUGCAGCCCAAAACCAGCUCUGUCAGCCAUGAAAUCCUGGCCCAUAAAUGUUCCUGAAAAAAUGCCCUUCUCUUGACCCUGAUGGGAUCCCAGCAACUGUACUUAAAGACUGUGCACCAGAGUUUGAUCCAGAGAGAAAUGUGUGUUUGUUGAGUGUUUAAAUAUGUUUAGUUUCUUCCAUUUUAUGAUAUUAUUUCUGCUUAUGUGAGGUCACUUGGGUUCACUUCCUGUUGUAUGUAGACACAUCUUCAUAUUUACCUUCACUGUAUUUUAGUUGUUUUAUUGUCUUGCUUUGUUUGCUUUUAUA